Molecule: messenger RNA, 291 nt
Organism: Fusarium redolens
Lineage: Eukaryota; Fungi; Ascomycota; Sordariomycetes; Hypocreales; Nectriaceae
Exons: 1
Coding region: 1-291 (96 amino acids)
Source: RefSeq, a predicted model, not a curated record
AUGAAGCUCUUGUCCGUUGUCACCACCCUGGCCAUCCUCUCGACGACUGUCUCCACGGGACCUGUCGCAUACGGCGUUUGCCAAGCUGGUUGUGCGGGUGUCGUCAUGGCUUGCUACGGUGCAGCCGGGUACACCUGGGGUGCUACUGUCGGAGCUACAGCCCCAGCAACAAUCAUAGCCUGCAACAGCGCGUUUGGGACAUGCAUCCCAAAGGUAAGCCCAUUGCUUUUCGAUACUGGCGAUUACCAAGCCAGGCUCCUGGGGGUUGAGCCUUAUACCAAUCCUCUCUAG